Messenger RNA from Xenopus laevis (African clawed frog), 2428 nucleotides. RefSeq lists its product as uncharacterized. The coding region runs from base 788 to 2104 and encodes 438 amino acids. The transcript has 12 exons. The record is from RefSeq and is a predicted model, not a curated record. Lineage: Eukaryota; Metazoa; Chordata; Amphibia; Anura; Pipidae.
UCAGGUCAUUGUGCCUGGUCAUGUGCUUUCAGAAAGAGCCAGGACUUCAUGGUUUCAGAUAAGCUAUUGUUUCUUCAACUCAAUGUAACUGAGGAAGGCACAGUGGGAGAUUGCUACUCUCAUAUCUACCAGAGAGCUGUUAUCUUGCGUCAGGAAGCUGUUAUCUUGUUACAAUUUCAUUGUUCUGCUGACGGACUGCUGGGAGGAAAAGGAAGGAGCGCGAUAUCACUCCAACUUGCAGCGUAGCAGUAAAGUGUGACUGAAGUUUAUCAGAGCACGUCACAUGAAUCCGAGCACCUGAGAAACCAACUAAUGUCUAGACCCAUGUCAGUUUUGAAAAUUUAAAAAAAAAAACUUGUUUGCUGUUUCAGGUUUCAGUGCAGAAUUAAGCUACAGCAGCAAUAUUAACACACGCACACAAUGUGUUUUGACAGAUAACUUUACAACAUCUUAAAAAUCUUAAAUAUCCAAUAUCUUAAAAAUCUCUCUCAAAGCAUUGGGUUGCCUGCUUUUAUUAUCAGUUUUUAAUGGGGAGGGGGUGUCUAGAAAAUUACUUUGGCACAAUAAGCUAUUAUAGGUGCAACUGUGGAAGUCUCUUCAACUUUAUGUUGGAUCCCUGUCUGCUCUCCAGUAUGCAGGGGCCCCUCAGUGGCCCCAAAGAGCUAAGCUCGGAAGUCUGUUUCUAAAGCAGAGUUCUCUUACAUUUAGAAUUUAAAUUGAUGACAUCUUGCUGUUGUAGGUUACCUGCUGCUGAAGGGAUUUUGCCAUCUGAAGAGAGGACUAAAAAAUGAAAUUGAACCAUUUUAUGUGGAUUAUUAUUUUUGGACUUUUCUAUCUUAUUUGCACGUCGAAAUCAGAAGAUACACAAGAUUAUAAAGUGAAUGAUCAAGACGCAUACAUAUAUCAAGAUGCAAACGAAGAUGAUAAAGAGGCAUACAUAGAUUAUCCUGAAUCAGAAAAAACGAUGGAAACAAUUCAGCCUAUAAUUCCACCUAUAAUUCAGCCGACAAGUGCUAGGAAUGAAAUUGAGAAUUCUCAGCAAUUGGAUAUUCCACUACUUGUAACGGGGAUAAUUCUGGUAAUUCCUGUGUUUGGAGCUAUUGCAUGGUUAGUGUAUAAAACAAUUAUAAAAAGGAAGCAACGAGUUAAUGAUGUGGAAAACCCGUUAGAGACAGCACAGCCAAAGAAACAAAGUUUCUUCAGGCGUCUGUAUAAAAAAAUUAAGGACAAGAUAACAAAGAAGAAACCAGUUACUGACGUGGAGAACCCGCCGGAAAUAGCUUCAUCCAAGCAAAAGUCAAUAGCAGUUAAAAGCUCUGUUAGGUCUGUGCGUAAAAAAAUAAAGCAGAAAAAGAAGAAACCAGUUAAUAAAGCAGAGAGACUACCAGCAGCAGCAGCUGAAAGCCCUGAUAGCAUAGAGAAGAGUGGAAAGACAGAGACGGUAACAGCUCCUAGAACAGAAAGCCUUCCAUCACCUGGAAGUGAAGCUUCUCUGCCACUCAAUGCUUUGUUUCUGGAGCAGUUAAAGGCAUCAUUUAAAAAGCCUUCUGAAAAUCGAAAACGCAAAAAAGUACUGCGCACUAUGAUGAUUGAAGAGAUUAUAAGUGACGAUGAAGAUACUGCUCAAUAUUCUGAAGCCGUCUUGCAGCAGUUAAACAAAUUAUGUAAUGAGUCACCAACUGCUCAUGACCCAAAAGUUGAAGUGCAAAUUCAGCAGCUUGACCCAACUGAAGACAUUAGUGGUUAUGAGGCAGACGAUCUUCCUUUGCAAAGAGAGCUGGAAAAUAUUCCUUUGCUACAACAAUCUGCAGAGCCUGAGAGUGAAGUGCAAAUUCUGCAGAUUGAAACAACGAUAGAUAUGUGUAGUGAUGAGGAAGGUAAAAUUCCUUCGCAAGCAGUGCUGGAGACCGUUCCCUUCCUACAACAGCUUUCAGAACACGAGACUGAAGAGCAACAGGCUGAAGACACAUGUGUUGUCAAGGAAGGUGAACCUCAAUUGCAAGAGGAGCUAUUCUUCUAUUUCUUAUUGUCAUGUGCUGAUGCACUGCUGAAAUAUUCAUCAAAACUAGCUGCGUUUGUACAAAAGUCUUCAGAACCUCAGUGAACUAAAGUAUGGACAGUCAACAUUCAGAACAUUAUUGGUCUCCAACUUGCAAGGAAAUAAACAGUGCUGAUUCACAUUACCGAAGAUGGGUUGGAUUCUGGGUGGAUCGGGGCUGUGUCCACUUCUAAAUGGCCACAGCCAUAGUGGAUCUGACUAUUCAUUUAUUAUAAUAAAUUCUUAUAUCAAUACAUUAUUAUUGCUGGUUUCCUUUUACAUUUUCAGUAUAUGCUGACUUUGAAUAUAGAAACAUCUUUUAGUUUGUUGGGACAUUUACAUUGAGCAAUAUUUGGAUUUGCCCCGAAAUAAAGGAGAUGUUAACCUUUG